Molecule: messenger RNA, 633 nt
Organism: Acanthocheilonema viteae
Lineage: Eukaryota; Metazoa; Nematoda; Chromadorea; Rhabditida; Onchocercidae
Source: the annotation of a GenBank genome assembly
AUGAAUGACGAUAGUGCAGCUAUUACGACACUGAAAAUUUUAAUUAUUGGUGAAAGUGGUGUUGGCAAGUCAAGCCUGAUGUUGAGGUUUGUAGAUGAUACAUUCGAUCCGGAAAUCGCGGCUACAAUUGGAGUUGAUUUUCGAGUUACAUCAAUGAUGGUCGACCAGAAUCGUGUGAAAUUAGCCAUUUGGGCAAGUUUUUUUUUUAUUUUAUUUACUAUGGAUACAGCUGGACAGGAACGGUUUCGUACUUUAACACCAAGUUAUUACAGGGGAGCGCAAGGAGUAAUAUGUGUGUAUGAUGUAUCAAAUCGUCAAACAUUUGAACGACUUGGUCACUGGAUGAAUGAAGUAGAUACUUAUUCAACCAAAACGGAUGCUGUGAAAAUGCUUGUUGGAAAUAAAAUUGAUAUAUCUAGUAGAGAGGUUACUCGAGAAGAAGGAUUAGAAUUCGCAAAAAAGUAUCGCAUGCUGUUUAUUGAAGCAAGUGCUAAAACUCGUGAAGGUGUACAAUGCGCAUUUGAAGAACUUAUUGAAAAGAUUUUGCAAACGCCCGGACUGUGGGAUAGCGAUCGAUCAGCUUUUGCUCUUGGUGCUGGUGCAGAUCAGACUGUUGGUAAUUGUACAUGUUAA